UACGUCUCUACGUCGUCUCUACAAUAUCUAUACGUCGUCUCUAUAACGUCUAUACGUCGUCUCUACAACGUCUAUACGUCGUUUCUACAACGUCUAUACGUCGUUUCUACAAUGUCUAUACGUCGUCUCUACAACGUCUAUACGUUGUCUAUACGUCGUCUAUACAACGUCUAUACGUCGUUUCUACGUCUCUACGUCAUCUCUACAACAUCUAUACGUCGUCUCUAUAACGUCUAUACGUCGUCUUGUCGCGUCUCCUUCAAGUCUCCCAUGUCUCUAAACCGUAUCUACCUCGUCUCUAUGUCAUCUCUAAGUCGUUUCUACGUUGUCUCCACGUUAUCUAUACGUUGUCUCUACGUCGUCUCUAAUUCGUGUCUUUGUCCUACCUUUGUCGGCCUUUCUACGCUGUUCCUUAGUUGA
Molecule: messenger RNA, 420 nt
Organism: Protopolystoma xenopodis
Lineage: Eukaryota; Metazoa; Platyhelminthes; Monogenea; Polystomatidea; Polystomatidae
Source: the annotation of a GenBank genome assembly